Molecule: messenger RNA, 1581 nt
Organism: Talaromyces proteolyticus
Lineage: Eukaryota; Fungi; Ascomycota; Eurotiomycetes; Eurotiales; Trichocomaceae
Exons: 2
Coding region: 142-1341 (399 amino acids)
Biological process (GO): regulation of transcription by RNA polymerase II
Molecular function (GO): protein dimerization activity; DNA-binding transcription factor activity, RNA polymerase II-specific; RNA polymerase II cis-regulatory region sequence-specific DNA binding
Source: RefSeq, a predicted model, not a curated record
UACUAGUGUUCUCCACCCCUCAACUGGCGUCUUUUAUUAUCUAUGGCCAUCCUAUGGAGAACGACUACUUUCCGAGCAAAGAAACAACACCACCGACUUUGAAGGACAUGCGCGUCGCAGCCCCGUCUGAUAUGAUAUACAAUGAUGGCGACCUUCGCGUCCUUCACGAAAGAAUCGUCGCAUCAGAACGACGGUAACCAACAUGAAGGGUACUGGGAACCGAGCCCGAGCCUGGGUUUGCCCCAACAAAACACGCUUUUAUUCUUCGACUCAUCCGGAAUUGCGAGACAAAUCAAAGAGCAUACGGCGGGACGAGCAGCAAUAGAUCAGAUCUGGAAAGGAUAUCCUCAGCACUACAGAGAAUUGAACCACGACCCGACACGCAAUCUAUACCAGAGGGCACAUACUACCUUUUUUUCACAUUCUAACAAUCCCGCACAUCUUUAUCUCCCGCGGACUGGGUUCUUACCGAGCCAGAGUGACGCGGAGUUUCCGUUGUCAUUCAAGCAUAUCAAUUCAACAAGACCAGGCCAAGAAGAUGAAACAUCUCCCUCUCCCACUCCAAACUCUCCGCUCUCUCCCCAUCGCGAGCCAUGGUCUGGCCAUAGGAUAUCGAAGCCAAAUCAACGAGUGCUUCCUGUUUGCGAAAGCUCAAAGUACAUAGUAGACUCCGCAUGGAUGCAUUGGCCUGCAAUCUGCCUGGAGGACAGGAUUUCUGCACAAGCUUGCGACACACAUUCUACCGAAAAGGGUGGUACUCAGCUGCGAUGGGGCUCAGACUCGGCUUUCGUUUCUGAUCAGUUCGUGCCAUCAUCAGCACAUCAAUUAAGCCAUACACAUGCCACAGAUACUUGGUUAGGAUGGAUAACGAGCAUUGCAUCUAAUGGUAAGAGCGCUUUUGGCUACGAAUUAUCAGACGGCGACCCAGAACUCAACACAGAAGAAUUUGACGGCAACGGCAACGGCAACGGCAACAAACACAUCGGUGACCCUGAGGAUCCAGCUUCCGUUCACCGUGUUCUCCCUGUAAUUCCCGUCGACAUGCAAAGAGAGCGCAGAAUCCCACGCAAAAGGAGGGAUUUUACACGAACUGGCCAAAAGCUAGACAGCAAGCAGCUUCGCAUACUCCAAGAGGAGCGUAAGAAAGAAAUCCACAAUAUUUCAGAACGCAAACGCAGAGAACAAGUAAAUAAAGGGUUUGCAGAUUUGUGUGACAUUGUUCCAGGAAUGGAUAUUAAAGCCCACACACGAAAGCAAAUCCUCAUCCGCACCGCAGAGUGGCUUCAAAACUUUCUUCGAGGCAAUGAAGAACUGAAAGAACAAAUUUUAAAGCUUCAAUAACAAACCUUCUCCUCUCUCAAACGAACGCCUUCGUCAUUGAAAUGCCGCUUCCAUUCACAACAACAAUUGCAAAGAACCUCAUAAUAAGGAGACCUAGACACAGAGCUGCUUAUCUCCAAAGUCUUUUACCCAGGCCACUUCCUUCAGAUACGCCACCUUCCGAACAAAAGUCCGUUGCAACUCGACUAAAUGAAUAGUCCUUUACCGUUCAGGCACUUGGAGGACCCUGGCAACCUUUGA